Messenger RNA from Hipposideros armiger (great roundleaf bat), 2048 nucleotides. RefSeq lists its product as uncharacterized. The coding region runs from base 23 to 649 and encodes 208 amino acids. Lineage: Eukaryota; Metazoa; Chordata; Mammalia; Chiroptera; Hipposideridae. The transcript has 3 exons. The record is from RefSeq and is a predicted model, not a curated record.
GAAGCCUCGCUGUCACUUGGGGAUGGACGAAAAGCGAAGGGCUGGUGGCACGGGCGCAGUCGGCAGCGCGGGUAGCUCAGGUCCAAGGGAACCCGUUGCAAAUUGCAGAGUUGGGCUUGCGGAGGACCGGCCCUCCUUGGCCUGCAGGCCUGUCGCUCACUCACGCUCCUGGUGGGGUCGGUGCAGGCAGCUACACCGGCUGCCACCCCAGUGGCCGCUGCACUUAGAACAAGUCGGCGAGGACGUGCCCAUUUCAACGAGCCGGGUUUCCUGCGAGGCCAGGCGCCGGGAGACGCCGGGGACGCGGCCCGGGCGCCAGGGCUGCCCUGCGCUCUGCAGACGUGGCCCGAGCCUGCUCGCGGGCGGCCGGGAGGCCCGGGGCGGCGCGGGCCGGAAGUCCUGCGCGCUGCCGGCGAGGGGGCGCUGUGGCCCGCGGCUGCGGCCUGGGCCCGGCAGCGGUGGCCCCGGCGCGUCCCGGGCCACCGACGGGCGGCGGGCGACCCUGCCGUGGCGCGAUCUGCCCCGCUCCCGCGUCGGGUUAAUUCGGGGAAGAGGAAGAUUAUUCCCGGGGCAUUUGAGUAAAACCUACGCCGGACGCGAGCUUUCCCUCAUCCUGUCUUACCAGCCUGGACUUCGCUGGGGGUUUUAAGAGGUUGGUGGGGAAAUAACUCCCAUUUGGGGGUGUGUAAAUUUUUUUGUCAAUUAAGAUGAAGCGCACACACUUGACGUGCGUUCACAUGCACGAGGUGACAUGUAACACGUAAGUCGCUUCAUUGUAUCGAAGCGUAUUUCAAUGGCAUUCCUAAGGAAGGGUCCCCCAGCCCCCAGGCCUCCUGGUCUGUUUGUGGAGGGAGUGAGAAGUGUGGUUUUGCAGUUUCCUUUCUUUUUCUUUUUUGAAAACCGAAGCACAUAGUUACACACUGCACAAAGUUCACGUCAAAAUGGAGCGUGAGCCCCUUUCUAGCGUGGUUUCCGCCCUCUCGGCGUUCGCUCUGUGACCACCUCUGGGAGGGUUUCGGAGGCAGCGGUGUCGCCAGAGUCUCCAGCUCGCGUCAGACGCUGCCACUUGCGCCUGGGAGACACGCGCGGAGGGGACCGCGCGCAGCCUGAGGGGUCCCCGCCACUCGUGUUCUGGAACCCUGAGCUGGGAUUCAGCUCGGGGUUUUGGAACGGGCCUGACGGCCUGCGCUGCUCCGGGAGCGCCGGGAGCCGCGCGGAGGGGAUCCCCACGGCUGGGGCGGCCCCCGGGGUGUCGCGGAGCCGAGGGCCCCGACGGCGGGCGCUCUCCUGUUUCACGUCCCUGGCCCCACUUCUCCCGCUCCUCCCCAGUUAAGUGCCUGGCUCUGUGACGCUGAUGACUGCGAGGUCUCGUCCUCGCUGACUUGUCCCUCCCGGUUUUCUUGAGUGGGCAGGAAAACUCCCAUGCUCUCCCCCGACGCCCCACCUCCGACGCGCCUCCCGAAGGGUCUCUCCCCGCCGCGCCUGGAGAACCCCGUCUUGCCUUUGCUCAGCAUCUUGCAGACUCGGUCCCUGCCCUCUGCCCCCUCCCUUCGCCCGUUGGCCGAGGUCCCCUUGCCACCACGGCCCCGUGCGCACCGGCCCCUCGCCCCCUUCCGCUUGCUCCCCGUUGGCAUCGGCGGCCCCGGCCCGGGAGAGGGCACGGCGCGGGGCCCGGGAGCGCCAGGAGACGGAGGCAGGGGACGCGAGCCGGGCACUGCACAGGCCUGAGUUCCUUUACGGGAUCGGAGUCGCAGGAGACUGUCUUCCAAAGCAGCGAAGACCUGCGCGGCCUUGCUCCUCGUCGCGGUUGUUUGGAAGGGGACAAGUUUGGAAGUGCUCAGCCUUUGCAGCUUUCCACCGCGCACGCGGGCUGCACUGACCCCCCACACACGGCGACGCGCACACGCGCGCGCACGCUUCCCGGGAGGUCCGCGCGGCGCCGAGGCAGCUGCUGGCGAGUGGAAACAGACGGAGAGUUUUCAGUUUCCCUCUCUGUCUGUCUGUCUGUCUGUCUGUCUGUCUGUCUCCCUCUCUCUCCCCGUCUCUCU